UGCUGAUCAGUCCGAAGCAACCGCUGAGACAAGCCAGAUUUGAAUUUUCUCUGAGUGAAAAUGAGCAUAAUGGAGUGGGAAAAUGACAGCGAGAUUCAAAUCUUUCGCGAAUAUCUGCGCAUUCCAACAGUGCACCCAAAUAUUGACUACACUGCUUGUGUAGAAUUUCUUAAGCGCCAAGCUGCUAGCAUUGGUUUGCCUGUAGAUGUUGUGUAUCCUGUUAAUGAUGCCAAUCCUGUUGUGGUUAUGAAGUGGCUGGGCAAGCAGCCCGAGCUGCCUUCUAUUGUUCUCAACUCACACACGGAUGUCGUACCUGUCUUUCCUGACAUGUGGACCCAUGAACCAUUCAGCGCUGAUAUGGAUGAUGAAGGUCGCAUUUACGCGCGUGGCGCCCAGGACAUGAAGUGUGUAGGCACUCAAUAUCUGGCAGCAGUUCGCGCUCUCAAAGCGAGUGGAUAUCAGCCCAAGAGAACUGUGUAUCUGACCUUUGUGCCUGAUGAGGAAGUUGGCGGUGUUUUGGGCAUGCUUGAGCUAGUAAAGCAAGAUUACUUCAAGAGUCUGAAUGUGGGCUUUAGCUUUGAUGAAGCCAUAACCAGUGAGGAUGAGGCCUACUCCAUUUAUUAUGGAGAGCGUACUUUGUGGCAUCUUAAAUUCAAGAUCAGCGGCACUGCAGGUCAUGGUUCAUUGCUGUUGCCCAAUACUGCUGGCGUUAAGCUGCAAUAUAUUUUAAACAAGAUGAUGGAAUUUGGUGCAUCUCAAAUUAAAAUACUUGAGCAGAACUCGAACAUGGAUGUUGGCGAUGUGACAACUGUGAACUUGACUAAACUCAGCGGUGGUGUGCAGAGCAAUGUUGUGCCGCCUUUGCUGGAGUUGGUAUUUGAUAUUCGCAUUGCCAUCACUGUGGAUUUAGCUGCGUUCGAGCAACAGAUUCGCGACUGGUGCGAGGAGGCAGGCGGUGGCAUUGAGCUUGAGUUCGAAAGAAAGAAUCCAUUUAUAGCGCCAACCAAAAUCGAUGCAAGCAAUCCGUUUUGGGUAGCUUACAAGAAAACAUUGGAUGAUCUAGGACUUAAGACUAGAAUACAAGUUUGCCCUGGUGCUACUGAUAGUCGCUUCAUACGACAGUUGGGUGUGCCAGCCUUGGGCUUUUCGCCUAUUAACCGCACACCUAUUCUGAUUCAUGACCAUGAUGAAUUCCUGCGUGCAGAUACUUAUCUUGAAGGCAUUCAAAUCUUUAAAAAACUCAUAUCAGCUGUAGCUAAUGUUUAAUCAAACAUUUGAUAAGAAAAUAAUAAAGCAUUUAAAAUUUCUGGUAACUU
This is a messenger RNA of Drosophila busckii, 1316 nucleotides long. Its product is annotated as aminoacylase-1-like. The transcript has 4 exons. Gene Ontology annotation, molecular function: aminoacylase activity. Gene Ontology annotation, biological process: amino acid metabolic process. Bases 61 to 1266 code for a protein of 401 amino acids. NCBI's taxonomy places the organism in Eukaryota, Metazoa, Arthropoda, Insecta, Diptera, Drosophilidae. The record is from RefSeq and is a predicted model, not a curated record. Gene Ontology annotation, cellular component: cytoplasm.